AGCAUCGGUUGCCACAAAGGCAUGCAAGCAACAGUCCCCCUGUUUGAACGCCAGUUCUUUCAAGCAUUUCGUCGAACACUUUCCACCUCUUCUCCCACCCAAACUCUCCUCAAUUCAAGAACUUUUAGAUUUUGUACGCAAGCAACUGAUACUUCAGAAUCUAUCCAAGUCGGAAAGGAAGAACUCAAGUACGAAGGCCGAACAGUUGACGGUUCGCAACCAACCAGAGAGGGUAAAGAAGAAGAAGAAGAACCCAAAAGCUUAUGUGGGAGGAUAGAGAGGCUAGCAAGAGGCGCCCCUGUUGGGUCGGCGUUCCAGAGCUGGAUGGGCGAUGGAUUUCCCAUUCACAGAGGCGAUAUUUUUCUCACCAUUAAUCGUUUACGCAAACGUAAAUUUAAUAAGCGUGCUCUUGAGGUGAUGGAAUGGGUGAUUAGGGAACGGCCCUACAUGCCAAAGGAACUGGAUUAUUCAUAUCUAUUGGAAUUCACAGCUAAGCUUCAUGGGAUAUCACAAGGUGAGAAGCUAUUUUCUCAUAUACCUUUACAGUUCCAGGAUGAGUUGCUGUACAACAAUCUUGUGAUUGCUUGCCUGGAUAAAGGCAUGAUAAGAUUAUCAUUAGCUUACAUGAGAAAGAUGAGAGAACUCGGUCACUCCAUCUCGUACAUGGUUUUUAACCGCCUAAUAAUCCUCCAUUCCUCCCCUACCCGAAGAAAAUCCAUCCCUAAAAUCCUCACUCAAAUGAAAGCCGAUAAAGUGGCCCGACAUGUCUCCACUUUCAACAUUCUUUUGAAAAUGGAAGCUAACCAACACAACAUUGAAGGGUUGAUGAAGGUUUUUGGUGACAUGAAUCGUACAAAUGUUGAGCCAAAUGAGAUAACUUACUGUAUAAUCGCCACCGCGCAUGCUGUAGCUAGGUUGUACACUGCUUGUGAGACUUAUGUCGAAGCUAUCGAGAAGGCAAUGACUGGGAAUAACUGGUCAACCCUAGAUAUACUCAUUAUAUUAUACGGGUAUCUGCAAAAACCGAAAGAUCUAGAAAGAAUAUGGAGAACCAUACAAGAACAACCUCAUGUUAAAUCCAAAAGCUAUAUGCUGGCCAUUGAAGCUUUAGGCAAGAUUGGAGAUAUAAGUCGAGCCGAAGAUCUAUGGUCAGAAAUGAAGUUAAAGGAAGAGUUAAAAUCAACGGAACAAUUCAAUUCGUUGAUAUCCGUUUAUUGCAGACAUGGUCAUGUUAGCAAAGCAACGGGGGUGUAUCGGGAAAUGGAGAAACAUGGAUGCAAACCAAAUUCCAUAACUUUCAGACAUCUUGCUGCUGGUUGUUUGAAAGCAGGGUUGGUGAAGGAAGGUCUGAAAACAUUAGAGUUGGGUAUGGAUGUAAACACGAGCAUGAGUGUUAAAAGGUCGACCCCAUGGUUGGAAACGACUUACUCGAUGGUCGAAGCUCUUGCAGAGGACGGUAAUGUGGAAAAUGCAGAGAAGCUGUUCGAUGAAUUGAAGAAAGCUAAUUAUGCCAGGUACACUUUUGUUUACAAUGCAUUGAUAAAAUGUUAUGUGAAGGCCAAAAUUUAUGAUCCAAAUCUUCUAAAACGUAUGAUUCUUGGAGGGUCUAGACCCGAUUCCGAGACCUAUAGCCUUUUGAAAGUUCUUGAACAGUUUCGUCGAUAGUUUUGCUGAUUAAUUUGCCAUUUCUGUAACAAUUGUCUUAACAAAAACAGUCUGUUUUAUCUUCUGGGGUAGAUGACAUGUUCGAGUAAGAUAUAAUGGGUUGGUUUGAUUUGGUUUUGGUUUUGUGAUCAAUAGCAAUUGUGAUUCAAAGU
This is a messenger RNA of Cynara cardunculus var. scolymus (artichoke), 1817 nucleotides long. RefSeq names its product pentatricopeptide repeat-containing protein At1g07590, mitochondrial. Bases 22 to 1665 code for a protein of 547 amino acids. NCBI's taxonomy places the organism in Eukaryota, Viridiplantae, Streptophyta, Magnoliopsida, Asterales, Asteraceae. Gene Ontology annotation, molecular function: protein binding. The transcript has 2 exons. Gene Ontology annotation, cellular component: mitochondrion. The record is from RefSeq and is a predicted model, not a curated record.